AAAUGCCUAAGCCAGGUUAUCACGUAGUGGCGACGUUGUAACUUUCCUUCUCUCUCAGAAUGCUCUUUCCCCACUGCCCUUCCCCUGAGCCUCACUAAUAUUGCACCUUACUGGCCAACACACGUUUCUUCCUCGGCACUGAAAUUGAGUUACUUAACUCCCUGUCUUCCAAAGCGAAUUACUUCCCUGCCUUCUCUUCGCUGUUUCCCGUUCCUCCUCGAAGCGGGACCGAUGGAGGUGUUCUUUUGCUCCUUGCCCAACACCUGUAAAUUACUGCUCCUGUCUGGCAUCGCGCUGAACUUUGUGUUUGUAUGAAAAUCAGAUGAUUUUGGGCCGCCGAUUUUGAAUAAAGACCGAAUCAGAGAGGCAUUGCAAAAGCGUAUUGCUCUGUGGAACUUAGACAAAAAGAAAUAAAAUCUGAAGAAAACACAAAAUCCUGGAGAAAGUGAGAUCAUGAAAACAUGCAGAAGGAAAAUUCAAGGCAAAACCCGCCCUGCAAGGACCAGUGUCUGAACCCAUGAGCUCAUAGAGCCAGGCCUGUUCGGGGACAAGCACCCAGCAUCCCAGCCCCACUGAGCAUGCACGAGAGAGAGGAUGAUGAUGAGGAAGCCUGGCUGCAGCUUCGCCCCGUGGAGCCCCUGCCUUCCCAGUGCUGUGGCAGUGGCUGCUCCCCCUGCGUGUUUGACCUCUAUCACCGAGACCUGGCAAGAUGGGAGGCUGCCCGAGCCAGCAAGGACAGGCACCUGCUGAGUGAGGAGGAGGAGUCACUGAGCUGCUUCUCCGAGCUGAAACCAGAGACCUUCCUGGCCUUCCGCAUCAGCACAGUGGACAAGCUCACUAAGGACACCUACCGAGUCCGGUUUGCACUACCGGGGAAUAGCCGGCUUGGCCUGCGGCCUGGCCAGCACUUAAUUCUACGAGGGACAGUAGAUGACUUAGAAAUUCAGAGGGCCUACACACCCAUCAGCCCUGCCAGUGCAGAAGGAUACUUUGAAGUUCUCAUCAAGGUGAGCCGACUCACGCCGAUCCUUUCAGAUACGUGCUACCAGACUGGACUGAUGUCCCGGUAUGUUGAGUCCUGGAAGGCAGGAGAAACAGCCUUCUGGAGAGGACCCUUCGGUGACUUCAUCUAUAAACCAAACCAGCACGGCGAGCUCCUCAUGCUGGCAGCGGGCACUGGCCUGGCCCCCAUGGUGUCUGUCCUGCAGAGCAUCACCGACAACGAGGAGGACGAGACCUUCGUCACCCUGGUCAGCUGCUUUAAGACCUUUGAGGACAUCUACCUGAAGACCCUCCUCCAGGAGCAGGCCUGUUUCUGGAACAUCCGCACCUUCUUUGUACUCAGCCAGGAGAAGUCCCCAGAGCAGCUUCCCUGGAGCUACCGGGAGAAGACCCGCUUUGGCCGCCUCGGCCAGGGCCUGAUUGGAGAGCUGGUUGACUCCUGCCGGAGGAGGCCCUUUGCAUUGGUCUGUGGCUCUGCCGAGUUCACCAAAGACAUGGCCAGGUACCUGCUGUGUGCUGGCCUGACGGAGGACUCCUACUUCCUCUUCUAACUCUCCCCUCCCUCCCUGAACCCCAGCCAGGGCCCUGCUGUGAGGACACAGGAAGGGGCCCACACUGAAACCUGAAGGUGUGGAGCUCAGACCUCACCCUGCAGCUCACUCGCCAGGUGGCCUGGGGUAGAUCCCUUCACUGUGUGAUUGCAUGUCUCUGUGAGACCCUGUGCAGUCACUAUACCCUCAGACAGAUGCCUUGCUGUGUGGAAGGAGGAUGGGGCUGCAGGAACCCCAAAGGUUACCCAGAGAAAGACAGUCCUAGUUGAGCCACAGGUUAAGAAGGGCUGGAAGAGACCCCCAGGCUCUGAUUAAAGGGAGUGUGAGGGGCACCCGCUGGGCCCUGCCCUGUAAUACCUGUCUCAGAGUCUGCUCUCCCUAGGGAGCCUGUGUCCCUGUGGUGCUUCAGCACUGGCUUAGAUGAGGUGCUCGCCAAGGGUUUAGAGAAUGGUCACAGGGGAGGCUGAGAGAUCUUUGGAGGAGAAACUCCCUUCAGGUGCUGCAAGCCUGACUCAGAAAGGUCUAGUGUUCAUUUCAUAGCCUCUGUUCUUGUGGGGGCUGGGCUGCUUGUAUCUUGUCCUGGCCCCAGGCCUUUCCUGCUGCAGACGGCUUCAUCCUCAGUCUGCUUCCCCUGGCUAGGGCCCGGCCUAGAAUAUUUUCCCCAGCAAAGAAGGGAGGGAGGCACUUGCGCCUCCCACCUGCAGGCAGCCAGCUCAGCCGGGCGCCCUGGUGAUAGUUGCUAUGGAGAUCUAAAGAUAGAGCAGGAGUCAGGAGACCUGGGUCCUUCUCCUGCCCACUGAGCGCCUACAGAUUCUGACCCACCCACUGCUUCCCUCCCACCCGCCCCCUCCAUCCUUCAGAAGGCAAGCCCUCCCCAGGGAACCCAGUGCUCCUGGGCAGCACACUGCAGUUAAUGAAUUCUGCUUUUCACAGCCCAGACUCCAGCGCUGCACCGGCUCAGGCCGGCUGUAGGCAGCGGCAGAAUCAGAGUAUUAAGCCAGCAGGGCAUCUCAGAACCACAGAGCCCUGGGCCAGGGAGACAGCCUAGCACUAGAGCACUGGACCAGCAUCCCGCAUGCCCGAGCCUCCAGAGACCCCAGGUUAUGCCAGAGCUACCUAGUGCUCUGGCCUUUCCAUCUGUCUCUCUUCCCCCCUUCCAAUAAAUAAGUCUUUAAAAGAAGAAGAACCGGUGAGACAGAUUUCAUAGUCUAGAACCAUGACUCUUCUUGAGGCCCAGGAGGUGGCAUAGUGGCUAGAGGGUUGGACUCACAAACAUGAAGUCCCAAAUUCAAUCCUGGCAUUGCAUGUGGCAGAGUGGUACUCUGCUUCUCAGUCUCCCUUUCUCUCAAGAAAUAAAUUUUAAGAACAGAAAAAAAGGGGGGACCAUGGUCUUCAUCAUAGUAGAAAUUAGAAUCCAGGUCUUCAAAGGCAGCCUGACAGACUCUAUAGAUGAGGGAGUCAGGGCACAGUGGGGCUGAGGGAGCUUCCAGGGGAAAGCAGUUCACGCCAGGCCCAGUUCUAGUCACCAGCCCCCCCGUUGUUGACCAGAGUCCUGUACCAGUCAUUUUCCAGCUGGCCUCCACUGGACACAAGCUUGCUCCUAUGGCAGCAGUAACAGGCGGAAGAACAAGUGUCUAGCCCCACUUCAGCCAGAAUUAUUUUUGUGUCUUGCCACCAGGGCUGUCGCCGGGGCUCAGUGCCUUCACAAUGACACCACCAUUGCCAGGAGCCACAAUUUUUGUUUUUCUUUUCUGAUGAAGGGAGAGAGACAGACACCUGCAGCACUGCUCUACCACUCAUGAAGCCCCCACACACACACCUGCUGCAGGUUGGAACUGGAGACUUGAACCUGGAUGCUUGCACAUGGCAACAUGUGCACUCAACCCAGCUCACCCGCCACCAUCCAUCCCCAAGAGUGGUUCUUUUAGUCUCAUUUAUUUAUCAGGAAGUGGAGUCGUUUUCCUUUAUGUGGAAAGGGCUUGACUGCACUGCCCCCAAAGUUGCCGCAAAUCUGCCUGGUGUAUGUUCAAUAGUGGGGGUUGGUGCCAAAGGUUUCAAACCAAGUUUCAGAGAUAGAAAACUCCAUGGUCAGAACUCCAAGGUCAGGAAACACUGCUAAGAAUCAGAUGUACAUGAGCAGAUUAAGGGCUCUGUAGAGUCCAAGUUUAGUUAACCCAGAAUUUCCCAAGUUUAUAUAACUUGCAACAUUUUCCCCCUCACCAGGCUUAUUGCUGGAGCUUGGUGCUUGCAUGUUUCACCGUUCCCAGUGGCCUUUUUUUUUUUUUUUUUUGCCUCCAAGGUCAUUGCCAGGACUCGGUGCCUGCACUACAAAUCCACUGCUCCUGGAGGCUAUUUUUACCAUUUUGUUGCCCUUGUUGUUGUGCUUAUUGUAGUUGUUAUUGUUGUCAUAGCUGUAGUUGUUGUUGGAUAGGACAGAGAGAAAUGGAGAGAGGAGGAGAGAAAGAUAGACACUUGCAGACCUGCUUCACUGCUUGUGAAGCAACCUCCUGCAGGUGGGGAGCUGGGGGCUCGAAUCGGGAUCCUUAAGGCAGCCCUUGUGCUUUGUACCAUGUACGCUUAACCCGCUGCGCUACCACCCAGCUCCCGACCAUUUUUUAAAAUAGAGAAUGAAAGACAAGUAGGGGUAGCAAGGAAGAGAGAGCCAGAGAGAAGGGGAGGAGACACCGCAGCACUGCUCCACUACUUGCGGACCACCCCCUCACCCCCAGCAAGUGGGGACCGGGGACUUGAGUCCAGGUGUUUGUGCAUGGCAAUGUGUGUGCUGUCCUGGUUGCACCACUACCUGGCCUCAAGAACAUUUCUCGAAUCUUUUGAGACCACAGGUUCAGGAACUAUACUUUUGGAAAUGCUGCUGUGUUGCAAAACCUCUUUCCAGCAUUGUGUAAUGAAUAGGAAGGCCCAGCGUCUUCCCCGGGGAGCCUUGCCUGCCUGCCUCCGGUCCUCCAAGCUAAAUUAGUGAGCAGGUUCCUGUGCAUUCUUCUGUGGCUGACCAUCUGUCUUGUUUACACAGGAGCAUAUCAAGGGCUAGUGGGGGUGAGACCCCCUUCAUUGUCUGGGGUCAGAAGUCAGGGGCUGAUCAUGAGCUGUGAUCUCUUACAGCCUUGCCUGUGCCUUGGGCAAGACCCUCUUCCUCCCCACCAGUUGGUGCAUCCUGUUGUGUUAUUCCUAAACACUCCUGGAAGGCCUGUUGUGAGCUAGAUUCCCUUCUGGGCAUUAAGGAAACCACACUGCACAAGACCGAUGCAGUCCAGCGAGCUCCAUGGGGAAAUUAACCUUGUAGUUUUUUUUUUUUUCUUCUUCCCAGUUUUAAUUUAUUAAUGGUGGAGAGGGAAACCAGAGCAUAUGGCACAGGCACUGCCAGGGAUAAGCACAGGACCCCAUGCUUGCAAAUCCAGCACUCUAGUCAGCUCACAACCCCCUGGGCUACAGCUUUGUAGUUCAUAAAGGGAUGGCAUUCUAGAAAGGUAAGUACAGGAUGCUGGGAGGAUGGGUGGCAAGGUCUGUUGGCCUCACCUAGAAAGGGCCAGGGACCUGCCCUCCGCCAAGCAGAGGACUUCAGAGGCCACCCUCUUACUCACAGGGGAGGCGGGGAGUUCCCACCGAAGGGGCAGUUCUUGUCUGUCUUUGUCCAUUUCAGAUAUUUGAUAUAGUGAUAUUAGACCACAUCUUGUUGGGCUGAGAAAACAGCAUAAUGGUUAGGCAAAAGACUUUCAUGCCUGAGGCUCUUUAGUCCCAGGUUCAAUCCCCAACACCACCAUAAGGCAAAGUUAAACAGUGCUCUGGUAGGAAAAAAAAAAAAAAAAGCACCAUCCAGAGGUAAGAGGUAACCAACAGUGUUGGUAUGCUUCUAAUUCUGCUUCUAAAAACCCCUUCUGUUUCAUUGGUUUAAUCCCCCCUGCUUAACACUGUAUUCUAUUUACAUAACCACUGUUAACUAAGCACCGCCCUGCCUGCAGGGCAUUGGUUUAAUCUCCACUGGUUCAUGAUGUCUUUUUGCUCCGCUCCCUCUCGUAGUACACCCUGAUUUGCACCAGUCACUUUUUGCUCCACC
Erinaceus europaeus (western European hedgehog) is the source of this 5625-nucleotide messenger RNA. It is a transcript of the gene CYB5R5, whose product is annotated as NADH-cytochrome b5 reductase-like. The record is from RefSeq and is a predicted model, not a curated record. Lineage: Eukaryota; Metazoa; Chordata; Mammalia; Eulipotyphla; Erinaceidae. Gene Ontology annotation, molecular function: oxidoreductase activity. The coding region runs from base 579 to 1553 and encodes 324 amino acids. The transcript is spliced from 8 exons.